UCAAUAGUGUCUAUAUUAGCUUGACUUAAUUUGAUACAUAAAACAUGAAAGUAAACAACACCACACACUCCUCUUAACAACUUGAUAUUAUAUAUCUAAUCAACAAAUAAAUAUCACUGAUAAUAAAUUUUAACAAAAUCCUCUUGAACACACAUAUUCAUUACAUUACAUAGUAAUGCAUAUGUCCACAGUGAUGAAAGUAAAACGAAUCUUUUUAUUAUUUUUAACAGUAGCAUGCUUGGGUGUUUUAUAUUUAAUAACCACAUCCUCCCUCAUUGAUGAUAAAGACAGAGGCCUCAGAUUAAAAGAAAUUGAUCAACUUGUAAAAUCCAAGGAAAACAGUUUGGGAUGCAUGCAACCACAUCUGCCUGUUUAUCCUCAAGAACUGAUGAAAUUUGUUAAAACUGUGCCUAAGAUUGAUUGUUCUAAAGCAAAAGAAGACUGGGUUAAAUGUGUUGGUCACACGUGUACAAUCCAAGAACAGGCAAACAUUAAAUAUGGGCCUAUAAAAUGUUCCUUUACAGAUAUUAUUAGAGUGGAUGAUUUUAAAUUAACUGAUGGUAAAACUACACACACAGACAAAUCUUACACACUAAAAGCCAGCGAUGUGGUUCGAGUUUCGUGUACUGGAAACACUGAAAAAUGGUCCUCCACAUUGCUGGGAAUUAGGAAGGACCAAGAAGUGUGGGACUCCACAAAUUGGGAUGGUUUACCUGAAAAUGCCUUAAAAAUGAAUGUUCUAAUGUUUGGAUUUGAUUCGAUUUCCAGAAACUCAUUUAUCAGAAAACUACCAAACAGUUAUGCAUAUUUCACUGAUGUGCUUGAUGGAAUUGUGCUGAAAGGCUACAAUAUUAUAGGGGAUGGCACUCCCCAGGCUCUCAUCCCCAUUCUGACUGGGAAAACUGAGCUGGAGCUGCCCGAUACCAGGAAAAGGGUCUUUAAUUCUAAGUUUGUCAAUGCUUACCCUUUUGUAUGGAAUGACUAUAGGGAUGCUGGAUAUGUUACUGGAUUUUUUGAGGAUGUGGCUGAACUGGGAACGUUUACUUAUCGCCUCAACGGGUUCAAAGAAUGUCCAGUGGAUCAUUACAUGCGUACGUAUUACGUGGCAGCACUUGGUGAAAGGAGGAAGUGGCCCAAGCUGUGUGCAGGAGAAAUACCCAGACAUAAAGUGAUGAUGAACGCAGUGAAAGAUUUCUACACAGUCUACAAACCCAAACCGAAGUUCUUGUUUGCGUUUCACGGUGAACUGUCGCACGACGACUAUAAUUUAGUUGGGGUAGCUGACGACGAUCUUAACGAGUUGCUGCAGGACCUGAACGGCUCGGGCGCCUUGAACAACACCAUUUUAAUCCUGAUGGCUGACCACGGACAUCGGUUCGCCGAAAUCAGGAACACGCUGCAGGGUAAACAGGAGGAAAGGCUGCCCUUUUUCGCUUUCAGGUUUCCCAGGUGGUUCAAGGAGAAGCACAAGCGGGCCUACGACAAUUUCAAAGCCAACGUCGACAAGCUGACAACGCCGCUCGACAUCCACGACACGCUUCAAAGUGUGCUUCAUCUGGACGAUGUGGGAGAGGCCAACUUGAGUCACAGAUCCGUCUCCUUGUUCACCAAGAUUCCGGCGGAGAGGAGCUGCGCAGACGCUUACAUCGAGCCCCAUUGGUGCGCCUGUCUACAGUGGGAAAACAUCCCGGUGUCCGACCCGAUUGUGGAAAGGCUGGCGCAUAAAUUCGUUACUACGUUAAACGAGUACACCACCGAACACCAAGAUGUGUGCGACCGGUUGGCUGUCAGUGAAGUUAUGUGGGUUACGAGACUUAAACCCAACGAAAAGUUGUUGAAAUUUAAUAAAAACGCGGAUUUAGAUGGUUUUGUAGGAGAGUUUUCUGCCAAAAUGGAUAUUAAAUAUAACAUGUAUCAGAUCAAAGUUAUGUUGACUCCAGGUAAGUCUAUCUUUGAAGCUAGUUUCACCCAUUUCCUUGCCGAUGAUCGUCUAGAAUUAAAGUUAAGUGAUGUAAGUAGAAUAAAUAUGUAUGGUAGACAAGCUAGAUGUAUUGAAAACGAAUUUCCUAAUCUCAGAAAAUAUUGUUAUUGUAAAGAUGAGUUACCCUAAAUUUAAAAUGAAUUAUUUUAUUAAGACAGAUUAAAUUCAAUUAUAUUUUGUUUAAAAGAGCUUUAGUUCAAUACCAAACAGAUAUUAUGCUUUUAAAACUAUUUUUUAAUAAAUCAUUUAAUUCUGGCCUAAUUUUAUAGUGCCAUAUUAUGUAAUAUUAUAAUUGCUAUAGAUUUUCACUUGAUGUGAGACUGACAUAAAUUGUAUUUAUGUACCUUAUGUACUUUAACUUAUCACCCUUCAAGUAUGUAAUAAAUAAUAUAGGCCUAGCUUUAAAAUAAAUACACUUAUCUGUUCUAUUUUAUAAACAGAGUGUGUACUAUCAUCAUGAGGAAUCAUUGUUUUCAAAUGGAAUUAAUAUAAAAUUGUGAAUGUCAACCUCUAAUAUUAAUUUUUGGUCUUCAAAUUUAGUUUUUCACAUUCCAUAUAUAAUACACAGUUUUUUAAUGUAAUUUUUAUACUUUAUGUAUAUAUUUUGUAAUUAAAUCACUAAUGCAAUAAUUACUUACUCAUCUAAAUUAAAAGAGAAUACCAAAGAAAUAUAUGCACAAAAUAUCUUUUUAGUUAUAAGUACAAUAAUUAUUUUUGUAAGAGGUGAGAAAGUUAUGGUAACUAGUCAAAUGUGUAUUUUUACAUUUAACAGGCAAACAUUAUUUGUUAAUUGUUAAUAUUUUUUCUAAUAAAUAUUUUAAAAUA
Messenger RNA from Aethina tumida (small hive beetle), 2806 nucleotides. RefSeq lists its product as uncharacterized. NCBI's taxonomy places the organism in Eukaryota, Metazoa, Arthropoda, Insecta, Coleoptera, Nitidulidae. The record is from RefSeq and is a predicted model, not a curated record. The transcript has 7 exons. The coding region runs from base 176 to 2110 and encodes 644 amino acids.